This is a messenger RNA of Acaulospora morrowiae, 1216 nucleotides long. NCBI's taxonomy places the organism in Eukaryota, Fungi, Glomeromycota, Glomeromycetes, Diversisporales, Acaulosporaceae. The record is from the annotation of a GenBank genome assembly.
AUGGUAAUUCUGACAGAAGACCUUAUCUUGUCAAAAACAUUUGCUCAUUCAUUAUCCGACGUGCGCCAUUUAAAUCUUAUGGCGUGCGAACUAGAUAAUGUUGCUGCAUUGAAAGCCUGUUCUAACCUGGAGGUGUUAAGUCUGAGUGUCAAUAAUCUCAGUACGCUGGAACAACUUGCGGAAUGUGAGUCAGCUUUUAGAAGUUUGUGGAAGUUUGCAGAGAUUUUGCAACGCUUUGUCUACUGCAAAAAUCUUAAAGAACUUUACCUAAGGAAAAAUUUUAUUACUGACGCAGAUCAAGUGAAGCACCUCACCUCUUUAAGAAGUCUUGAAAUUCUUUGGCUAUGUGACAAUCCCUGUGCCGAUGAUGAAAGACAAUAUCGGUACACUGUACUGAGACACCUUCCUUGGCUAAAAAAAUUGGAUCACCAUGACGUUACCGAUGAUGAAGUUCUUGCCUCCAUGAACACUUCACCUGCGGCCAUGCCGCUUAAAAUUCGCAAACGUCUCACCCUUCCGGCCAAACUUUCUGGAGGAAGCGGGGAAAAGUCACCCGUAGAAAUAAACGGAAUGUUCCCAUUGACGGCAAAUCUAGACCUUAAGAAUGAAGGUGUUUUGUCACCAUCACCAGUACCUGGAAAGGAUUCGAGUUUGAGCGACUCUCGAGUUCAGUCAAAAACGAACAAUGAUGACUCCAAAGACCUUAAAGCAACUGUUAAAAACGAUUCCCAAUCACCAAAAAUCAAUGCUAAUGAUCCUGGAAAUCGAUCAAAAGUUUCGAUGACAACCUCUUCCGGCGUCCGACCAUUGGCAAAAUCACCAGAUGUUCCGAGUCGAUUCCUAUCGCGAACACCGCCGGUUUCCGAGAAUAAUUCCCAAGCGUCACUGAAGAUGACAAGGACAAAGUCAAAUAGUGCGGUUGACACGAAAGCUCGUUUGCACGCAAAAUCGGUGAUCGCCCCACUCACUAAAACAUCUCGAACUUCUCCAAGUCAAGAUGGAAACACGGGAGAAAGCAAUCAGGAGUCCAACAACAACGAGCCUCGACAGGCUAGUCAUCAAAGAUUUAAUAAAAUCAAUAUGUUCAAUUUUACUCCACAAUCAAAUGUGCUUAAUGCUGUUCUUGCAUUAAUCGAUGAACUUGAUGAAAAAGAGUUACAAGUUGUUAAACGCAGAUUACAAUUAAAAAUGCUCAAUUGUCAAGGCCAACCCGGAA